GCAUCGGAUCAGGCUAAGCGUUAUGGCAACCUAACUAUACAAUGCAAUUCGGUUUCACCAACACAGGAUUUAACGAAUUUUGUGCGCAUUUUACCUUUACCAUCCCAAGCACAAAAAGUUCCUAGGCGCGUAUUUGCGCCACCACAGCCACCGAGCGAAGUCAAUGAUGCUGCUGAUCUCAAUGAUAUAACACCAAUUUUACGCAAUGAGCUUGUUUUUGAUCGUCAUUCGACAUUGUCCUUGCGACCUGCAUUGGAGUCAUUGAAACGUGAAGCCAUUGAUUUGGAAAUGCAAAUUCGACAAUUGCAGGACUCCAUUGAAGUGUUGAAUCGCACACAGUCGCGUGGUAUUGAGGGUCAAUUGUAUAAUAAAGUAAAUGAGUUGCAAGAGGAUCUAUCAAUGAAGAAGUUCGAUUUGCGUGCUAAACAAAUUCAUUUAGCUGCAAUACGUGCACAGAAAGAUUUAUUCGUGAGUAAAGUUGAUCCGGGUUCACCACGCGUAGAACGAAAACUUCCCGCCGCCAGUGCGCCAUCGAUGAAAACAAAGUGGCUUAAAGCAUUUAAAAGCCUAAAGCCGGCUUCUGGUUCAGCAGCACAAGCAGAUAGUUACAGAUAUGCACACAAAAAUCGCUCGACCAUUCGGGGAGCCAUUAAUGCUGAAUAAGAAAAUUUUGAAGAAUAGCUCAACGGGAUCGAAUGCAGGAUCCAUCGAAACGGCAUCCAGCACAGUGGGCGCAAAUAAUGUGAAAAGCGUAACUUUAGCAACAACAACAACCACAACAAAUUUGUCAACAACUGCAUCCAAUGAUGGCAGCAAGCCAAAACGAAAAAUUCGGUUAAAAUGAAACUUUUAAGUCAGCAAAAAUAUGUAAAGUACUUGAGAAUUAUGCAAUUAAAAUGAGAAAAAUGAACCCAAACUGCAAUUGGAAUAUUUUAAAAUGCAAAUCAGGAUGACAGAGCAAAAUGUUGUCACCUGCUGUGUAACAAAUUAUCGAAAUGUGUAGGGCGGGGUCAUAAGCAAAAUUUGCAUUAAAUUCGCAAUGCCAGGGAUUUUUCAUAUAAAUUUUUGCCAUUACAAGUCAUUUUGAGAAAUUUUUUAUACGCAAGUGUCUCUGUUGGGAAAAUGUAAUAUCAGUAAAAAGUUCAUUUUAAAUGAAUUGUAGUUAAUCCUUAAAUAAAUACGAGUAUGCUACAUAAUAGUCCAUAUAUAAAUUUAUGUUGAAGUAUUUAUUUGUAGCAUAAUGUCUGAACACUUCAAAUUGCAUCCAAAAGGUGAAUUUGCUAUUUAAAAAUGUCUCUUUUCGUUAUAAAUUUUAGAACAUAAGUUCUUUAAGUUUUACUCCUUUUUAAAUCCAAUAUAAAAAGAAUAAUACAAUCCUAUACCGUUCUAAUUGCUAACUGUAAUAACAAUCUACUCUUUUAAUACAAAAACUCAGUCCCCAAAAAGCUUUAAUGCUCCUUAACAGAUAUGGGUAUUUUUUAGAAAAUGCAACCCAAUUUUUUGAACAACUAAAAUCUUAAUCCUUUCAAAGUCAAUAAAAAAAACAUUAAGAAUUUUGUAUCCAUAUAUCACAGCUCCAAACUCUUCAAUGUAAAGUAAAAGAGAUACUCUCUUUUCCGUUAAAGUAUAUAAAGCCUCAGAAAUUAUAUACGAAUAUUAUUAAAUAAAAUAUUACAUAUUUUUAAAAAAAUUAUUUUUAUAUACAAUAAUCUCAUAUAAAACGAAUAACG
This is a messenger RNA of Teleopsis dalmanni, 1730 nucleotides long. RefSeq lists its product as uncharacterized. NCBI's taxonomy places the organism in Eukaryota, Metazoa, Arthropoda, Insecta, Diptera, Diopsidae. The record is from RefSeq and is a predicted model, not a curated record. Gene Ontology annotation, cellular component: extrinsic component of cytoplasmic side of plasma membrane. Gene Ontology annotation, biological process: positive regulation of voltage-gated calcium channel activity; skeletal muscle contraction; positive regulation of protein localization to plasma membrane.